This is a messenger RNA of Lotus japonicus, 1464 nucleotides long. RefSeq names its product putative receptor protein kinase CRINKLY4. Bases 132 to 1136 code for a protein of 334 amino acids. Gene Ontology annotation, biological process: protein phosphorylation. Gene Ontology annotation, molecular function: protein kinase activity; ATP binding. The transcript has a single exon. NCBI's taxonomy places the organism in Eukaryota, Viridiplantae, Streptophyta, Magnoliopsida, Fabales, Fabaceae. The record is from RefSeq and is a predicted model, not a curated record. Gene Ontology annotation, cellular component: plasma membrane.
UCAUUGACAUACCACCCAAUAUAUCCCUUUUUCCUCCUUUUCCUCUGUUCCCUUCUUGACUACUCAAUUAAACCAUAACAAUCAAUGUACAAUUAGCCAGGUCCAACAAAUUGAAGAACAGCUGAAAAAAAAUGAAACAUGGCUAUAUUGCUUAUGAUUUGGUCAUGGUUGCUCUAUCCAUAUCUCUCAUCGUUCUUGGUGUUAUCCUCUUUCUUGUUUGCAAGAAGAAACCAGUUGAUGAAUCUGAAGAAACUCUUCCUAUUAAGAGUAGCGCCCAGGCAUACUCAUUGAUGGACAUUGAUGCUGCCACAGAUGGCUUCAACCAUAGGAGAAUCAUUGGCAAGGGUCGCUUAGGAACAGUGUAUGCUGGUCUUCAUGAAAAAGGAGAACUUGUAGCUGUGAAAAGAAUUCAUCCAGUGCUUGUCCUGAGCAAUGCGGGAUUCGGGUUCUCAUCGGUGCUAAAAUGGCUAUCUUCAGCUCAACACCCCAACAUAGUUCCUAUAAUAGGAUUCUCAGAAGCACCGGGUGAGAGAAUUAUAGUGAGGGAGCUUGUGAGAAUGGCAAGCUUGGAAUUCUACUUGCAUCAGAAUUUUAAUGGAGCUUCACUUUUGGAUUGGAACAAGAGGAUUAAAAUUGGUGCUGGAGCAGCUAGAGGGCUUCAUUAUUUACAUGAAGUGGCAACACCAAACAUUGUGCAUGGGUGUGUCAAGUCUUCAAAUGUUCUAAUUGAUGCUAAUUUUUGUCCUAGAGUUUCUGGUUUUGGUCUCAACUUUUUGGCACCAAUGGAAAAGAGAGGGCUAGUGGGUUAUGUGGAUGGUGAGUAUUGGAAUGGAAGAGGGGGUGGUGGUGCUAGCAAGGAAAGUGAUGUUUAUGGGUUAGGGGUGGUUUUGUUGGAGUUGUUAAGUGGUAGAGGGUGUGAUGAAGGAUUGUUGGUAAAAUGGGCAUUGCCUUUGAUAAAGGAAAUGAAGUUAUGUGAAGUUUUGGAUCCUAGGUUGGUGAUUCCUUCUGACAUGAAAGCUCUGCUUAGAUUAGCCAAAGUGGCUUCAGCUUGUGUUGGUAACUCAAGGAAGUGCAGGCCUUCCAUGGCUCAAGUUGCAAACAUUUUAAGCAAUUUGGAGAUGGAAGUGUGCCUUUGAGGAAGUGAGUCAUGUCAAUCUUGGAGUCACCUCAUGAUCAAUACUCUAAUUAAGUGCAUGUUUGGAAACCAAAAGCACAUUGAAGCUAAAAUCAUGGUGUAGAGAAACAAUUUUCCUUUGCUUUUGUUUAUGUUGACCAUGAUUUUAACUUCACGCGCGCGGUGAUUUUCAAACAAGUUUUCAAACAUAUGCCUUCAAUCUUUUUACUCAUAUUUUGAUGAUUAAUGAUCACUCUCAUACACUCACUUUUGAGGGGUAAAAAUUGUCAUAAACUGCAUGUAUAAGAGUGUAUGCAUGUAUAAGAGUGUAUGUAUUAAUUGUAUUUGUA